Cheilinus undulatus (humphead wrasse) is the source of this 4828-nucleotide messenger RNA. RefSeq names its product tau tubulin kinase 2a (gene ttbk2a). Gene Ontology annotation, cellular component: cytoplasm; nucleus; ciliary transition zone. The transcript is spliced from 16 exons. Gene Ontology annotation, molecular function: protein serine/threonine kinase activity; ATP binding. The coding region runs from base 378 to 4088 and encodes 1236 amino acids. Gene Ontology annotation, biological process: signal transduction; cilium assembly; peptidyl-serine phosphorylation. NCBI's taxonomy places the organism in Eukaryota, Metazoa, Chordata, Actinopteri, Labriformes, Labridae. The record is from RefSeq and is a predicted model, not a curated record.
GUCGUCACGUCACGGAUCUGCAGCGACCGACAGAGAUGCUGAGGUGACAGGCAGAAGGAGAAAAGGGACGAGCACAUUCAGACAUAUUUCACCCCGGCACGUUUAUUUUUAUUUUAACCGCCGACACGACAGCCUCCGUCUUUUCCUAUGGACGGUUCGCUCGCUAUGGGAUUCCGCUUAAUGUCGCCUCCACCGACGCCUCCAAACGUAGAGGAUUUUUUGUAACCACACCCGGCUCUUCUUUGGAUCAAGGAUUGGCUCUAAAGACCCGAGGCUUCCGUAGGGUUCUCCAUCAAGACUAAAAAUGCCCGGCCUAAUCUAAGGUUGCUGGUUGAGGGGGGAAGCAGUGAGGACAGCGUCCCUGGUCCACAGACGGGAUGAGCGGGGGAGCGGAGCAAGCUGACAUCCUAAGCGUGCUCUCCCUGGUCAAGGAACGAUGGAAAGUGGUCAAGAAAAUCGGGGGUGGUGGGUUUGGAGAGAUCUACGAGGCGGUGGACCUGAUGACCCGGGUCAGUGUGGCGCUGAAGGUGGAGUCGGCGCAGCAGCCCAAACAGGUGCUGAAGAUGGAGGUGGCUGUGCUCAAGAAGCUCCAGGGUAAGGACCACGUGUGUCGCUUUGUGGGAUGUGGCCGCAAUGACCGAUUUAACUACGUAGUAAUGGAGCUUCAGGGCCGAAACCUGGCUGACCUCAGGAGAAGUAUGACACGAGGAACCUUCAGCAUCAGCACCACGCUGCGCCUCGGGCGUCAGAUCCUGGAGGCCAUCGAGAGCAUCCACUCUGUGGGCUUCCUGCACAGGGACAUCAAACCAUCAAACUUCGCCAUGGGCCGCUUCCCGAGUACAUGUCGAACCUGCUACAUGUUGGACUUUGGUUUAGCUCGCCAGUUCACCAACUCUUGUCAGGAGGUCCGACCUCCCCGUCCAGUGGCAGGUUUCAGGGGAACAGUUCGUUAUGCAUCCGUCAAUGCACACAAGAAUAAGGAGAUGGGCCGACAUGAUGACCUUUGGUCUCUCUUCUACAUGCUGGUGGAGUUUCUGGUUGGUCAGCUCCCAUGGAGGAAGAUCAAGGACAAAGAGCACGUGGGGAAGCUAAAGGAGACUUACGACCAUCGUCUCAUGCUCAAACACCUGCCAGCAGAGUUUGGGGUCUUCCUGGAGCACGUUUCCAGCCUUGACUACUUCACCAAGCCGGACUACCAGCUGCUUAUGUCAGUGUUUGACAACAGCAUGAAAACCUACAACGUGGUGGAGAAUGAUCCUUAUGACUGGGAGCGCACUGGAACAGAUGGCACCUUGACAAUCAGUGCUGCAGCCACAACACCACAACAUCACACCCGCCUCACCCCGGCACACAUGGGCAUGGCGAAUGCCUCCCUGAUCCCUGGUGACCUCAUGAGAGAAAACACAGAUGAGGUUCUACAGGACGAGCAGCUCAGUGACGUGGAGAACAAUCCUGCUCCGGAGCGUCUGUCAGGCUCUCCUUUACACCCACACCGCAACCAGGAGGCUGAUGUGUGGGAGGAGCUGGACCGUAACAGAAACCGCAUCAGGACAGCAGUGUGGAAGGCGGGAACGGAGGAGGAACACAGCAACAACCAGGGUAACCAAGGACACCAGAGCCCAUACGCUGGGCCGAGCCUGGGCUCCCCGGUCAAACACUCUGAGGUGGGUGCUGCAGACCGUGAUGGCCCUCUGCUGAGGAAGCUCCGCAACAUUCAUAGUUUUGAGCUGGAGAGGAGGCUGGGCCUGGAGUCCAAACCUAGUCCAGAGCGCUUUGUUGAGGCCUGCCCAUCAAAGCAGCAGCUCGGCACCCAGCACCAGGAGAAAGACACAGAUGGGGCUGCAAUCAUCCCUGUCACUCAGGGUCAGACUGUACCAGCUGGGGAGCGUCCUGAUCGGGUCUGGCACUACGACGAGGAGUUUCGGUCUAACGGCGGCUCUCCCAAGCCACAAUCUUCUGGAUCUCUGGAGCAGGGAGAGGGGGCUGUCAGCAGCGGGGGCUUUGUGGCCCUUAAUCUGAGCUCUGGGAAGCAGGACGUUGACUCAAAAGAGUGGGUAAUGGUGGAGCGGCCCAGCGGCUCCCCAGGAGCCAAAGUCACCUCCAGCCCUUCGGAGGAGGAUGACGAGCCAGAGGUGCUGCAGGCAGGGGAGCGAUCUCCUGCAUGGGACAAGGGCAGCCCGAGCCCAAGCUCUGGUAAAGCUAAACAAGAAAGCGCGGCUUCCUCCAAGGGAAGUGCUAAAGUGGACAAGUUGGAACUCAGUGUUGGCCCUGCAGGGGCUCUACCCCCGAUCACUCCUACCAGUCCAGCUGAAGCUCUGGCUGAGGGAGUUCUCACCCAGCUCCCCACCUCUCCUCCGUCCCUGCCUGAGGAGGUUGCAAUCCGGACAUCCAGCCCCAUCCCUCUGCGUUCUCCCAGCCCUCACACCCUCCUGACCACUCUAUCGGACCCGCUGCACCUGCGCGAGCCAAGCAUGAGGCGCAGCCAGUCCGCCGACCAGCAGCAGCGGCAGCAGGAGCGUCCCACCUCUUCCUCCUCCUGCCACGCCUCCCUACCGCUCCCACAGCACCCCGCCCCUGGCACUCGCUCACCAAAUCGCCGGAAGCUGCCGGCCAUCCCGGCGGGUGCUGCCAACACCAAGUUCCCUUCUGUCAUACGUAUCACCCGCGCCCAGCUUCAGCAGUUGACGGCUCAGCGUCCCUCUGGGUUGUCGUCUCAGUCUGGAUCAGACAGUGCCCCACAGUGCCUCCUGCUGGAGAGGCGAGGUGAAGCUGAAGCUGAGGCUCAGCAAGUCCAGGAGCACCUGGACUCCCCACAGGACAAUGUGCCCACCCACCCAGGGACGCCAACAGACCCCCUGGCUGAGAUGCUGGUCAACGGAAACAACCACACCAAAGCUCUAAGCCCUGUGCCGAGUCAUGCAUCUUCCCCGCGCUCCCCCCGCUCUCCACACUCGCCUCCUGUGCGCUCACCUUCCUCUCCGCGCUCCCCUUGCUCCCCUCGCUCCCCUCGCAGCCCCGUCUUCGCCAAUGGCCACCUCUCCCCCGUGAACGGCCAAAGAGAUUUAAGUAACGGAGCGUUCCCCACGCUGAAAGACUCUGAGAAAGAUCCUCCUGCCACAGAGCCUCAGUUAAAGGAGGAGGAGGGCAAAGAAGUCGACCAGGCUCCAGAUCAGACAAAUGGCCCCGCCUCUUCCCCUCCAGCUGCCCCGCGUAAGGACCCUAGCCGAAGGCAAAGUCGUAUCCCAGUCCUGGAGCCGUCCAGCCUGCUGGAGCUCCCUCCUCCAGGAUCCGCCAAGGAGAAACUCCUGCAGAAGAAAGCCAACCACCAGGGUCAAGUCCCCUCUCCCACUGCCUCUCCCUCCCUCUCUGACAGGCGUGCCCCAAUAGUGGCCUCACUAGCCAGGGACCCGCUAUCCUCCACUUCUGACCGCUCUCAGGAAGAGGACUCUCUCAUGGGCUCACGCUCUGACCGCCAGGGAGAUGAAGCCCCUUCCCUCUCCUCCUCCUCCAGCCCUCUGUCCCGCAAGAGCAGGAUUCCUCGUCCUGUACAUUCAGCUUCUUCUGCUGAGCAGCUCGCCGCACAAUUCAUGCCGCGCCCACCGCCUGGGAAACCGCCAUGUCGCUCUACAGUGGAGGGCAGGCUCAGGCGUUACCGCAUUCGAGCCGGCAGCACGAGCGACUCGGACCUCCUGACAUGCCUUGCUCAGCUGAUGCACAGUUCCCGAGGCUCUCCUCUUCACCACCGCUCCCCUGCGCAGCAUGGUGGCUCCAGGAUGGGCAUCUGCAGCCUGACCAGCUCUCCACAUCACCACCGCAGCUCCAGCGCAUCCCCGCGCAGCUCCUCUUCCCUGCAGCGCUCCGUCAGCUCCUCACCCUCCCGCCACGAGCACCGUGGCGGAGGGGGAGUGGGUUGCCUUGGCCGUAGCCGCUCGCCUCCUAGCUUCUCUGGCUCGCCGCCUCCCCGCCGCUUCUAUCCUCAUCACCAGGAAUCCUGCUGCAGCCGCCAAGCCCGCACAGGCCCAUUCCACCUGUCAAGGGGAAAAGGAUGUAGCCGAGAGGGCAAGUGCUCCAGCAAGCUGAGCAGAUAGUCACCUGGCAGGUUGUGCUGCCACAGCAGAGGAAAGGAAAACUCAAAUUCUGAUAGAGUAGAACCCAGCCAGGAUUGAAGCCUGAGUCUUCUUAGACAAUUAGAAAACAUUCUCUGCUCCAUUGUUUCUGUUAGUCUAAGCUUUCACUUAUCACUAGUUUCCUCAUUCCUUUUAUUUACUCAUAGUUUAUCAUUUAUUUAUGUGCCCUGAUUCAAAGAAUACUCCAGCCAUUUAGUGUUGCAACUUCAUGAUAUUCAGUAUGUUCACAUGAUGAUGAAAGUUUGACGAUCCCACCUAGAUAACAUAGUUGGGGGUUAAUUCACUCUUGCAUUUAGGCACCUCAAAUUGGACCCAAACUGGCCGAGGCAUUCUGCAGCUUUCACCCAGAAGUCAAACAGCAUAAAUAGCCAGAAAAGGCAAGAGAGUAAACAAGAUGAAGGUAUCAAUAUGGCAAGUUAUAGAGCUGUAGGGGUGAAACAUAUUGAAGAGUAUGAGUGGAAGGAAAACGGUUUGCUGCUUGCUUGCUUCUUUUGGUGCGUGAUGUAACUCGUUAACCAGAAGAGAAUCUGGUGGUAACUAGCUUAAAGGAAGCAUAUCACCUCCUAAGUAGAGUCAGAUAUACUUCUGCCAAUAAAUACAAUAUAUGGACAAAAGUAUUUGGCUGCCUGACCAUUACACCAACAGGGACUAUAAUGACAUUGUAUUCAGAUACACAUACUUUAAUAUGGAGUUGACCUCCC